AUGCGCCGCCUUUUGACGACACAACGUCAACCCGGAAGUAAGAGACGUUCUCAGACAGGUCUUGCUGCGCUUUUAGUUUUGAUUGUUUACUUCGGGUGUAUUUGGACUACACGUGAAGCAACAGCAUGAGUCGGGAUAACGACUUAAGGUUAAAACUAGCAACGAGAGAAAAACUCAGAAAAUUCAACUCUCUGCGCGGCCGGGAGGUGCAGCCCGGUGAGUUCUGGGACGUGGUGGUGGUGACCGCUGCGGAUGAGAGCCAGAGAGAGGCGUACGAGCUGCAGAUCAGCGGGAAAGUUGACAGGAAGGAGCUUCCUCUUGGAACUCAGUACAAGGUGUUCUCAGACCCACCCGGAUGUAAAAUAGGGAAUGGAGGCUCCACUCUGUACGUGCUGCAGGAGCUGAAUCAAAUCUAUGGGAAGACUCUGGGCGGUCUGAGAGUCAUCAUCAUACAUGCAGGAGGCUUUAGUCAGCGUUUGCCCAGUGCCAGCGCCAUGGGGAAGAUAUUCAGCGCCAUGCCGCUCGGCGACCCUGUCUAUCAAAUGCUGGAUCUCAAACUAGCUGUAUAUGUGGACUUCCCCUUACAGAUGAAGCCCGGCGUGUUGGUGACCUGUUCAGAUCACAUUGAGCUCUACAGUAUUGGAGAGGAUCAGAGCGUCAGGUUUGACCAACCUGGCUUCACAGCUUUAGCCCACCCCUCCCCGCUCUCUAUCGGGACUACACAUGGAGUGUUUGUGUUGGAUUUAAACGAAAAGUCUGCUCACUCAGAAAUUGAGAACAUUUCCUGCCUGCGCUUCCUGCACAAGGUCAGCAUCGAUCAGAUGAGAGCUUGCGGAGCUGUUUGUAAAAGGCAGAAUGGUUGUUUUUCUCCCUCUGAUGAUGAGUUUGUCUACACAGACAGCACCUAUUAUGCCGACUAUGAUACCAUGAAGUCUCUUCUUAAUCUGCUGAAAGAGCUGGGGCCUUUGGAGUGCGAGAUAGACGCAUACGGGGACUUUCUCCAAGCGCUGGGCCCUAAAGCCACGAUAGAUUACACCAGCAACACUGCAAAUGUCACCAAAGAGGAGAGCAGCCUGGUGAAAACCCGGCAAAAGAUCUUCCGUCUUUUAAAAGGGACUCCCUUGAAUGUCAUUCUGUUGAACAACUCCAAGUUUUAUCACAUCGGAACCACAUCAGAGUACCUCUUCCACCUGACUGAGGAUGUGGCGCUGAGGAAUGAGCUGGGCCUCCUGUCAAGCGCCUUCAGUGUGCAUGUGAAUGAAAGCUCUGAGGGCUCCUCGCAAAGCUGCGUCAUGUACAGUGUUGUUGAUCCCAGCUGCUCGGUGGGAGCCGGAUCAGUGGUGGAGUACUCCAGACUGGGAGCAGGAGCUUCUGUAGGGAAGGGCUCCAUCGUCAGCAGCUGCUGGGUCAGCGCGGGCCUCUCAGUGCCCGACCGAGUCUUCAUGCAUUCACUGUGUGUGAUUCACAAGAACAAAACCGGGUUUGUAACUGUCGUGUUUGGGAUAAAUGAAGACUUGAAGCGCGGUUUUGAAGUCCCUGCAAACCUGGAAGAGCUGAAGUUCUGUGGUGUCAGCCUGGCAGACUGCCUGUCCCGCUGGGGGAUGAAAAAUGAACUCCUGAAGUUUUCCGGAGAUGCAUCCAGCGCUAGUUUGUGGAAGGCUUGUUUGUUUCCUGUUUGCUCCGAUCCACAAAGCUCAUUCUCAGCGUCUCUGGAGAUGCUGCAGGCUGUGCUGAGUGGGUCCACAUUGACUUUACCAAAAGACACAAUGCUGAUAUCCAUGCAGGAGGCCUUAGAGUGUAAGAACCUGGAGGAGAUGUUUAAGUUCAGGAAGGGACUACAUGAAGACAUCACGCAGAGAACAUGAACAAAUUAGUUACUGUUAUUUCAGGAGAGCGUCAGUCUCAGUAUGAAACCACAAAUACUGUAAAUAAAAAAUUAAAUAAAAAAAAUUAAUGAAAUAAAUCAUUCAUAUCUCGCUCA
This is a messenger RNA of Acanthopagrus latus (yellowfin seabream), 1981 nucleotides long. RefSeq names its product fucose-1-phosphate guanylyltransferase (gene fpgt). The record is from RefSeq and is a predicted model, not a curated record. Gene Ontology annotation, molecular function: transferase activity, transferring phosphorus-containing groups. NCBI's taxonomy places the organism in Eukaryota, Metazoa, Chordata, Actinopteri, Spariformes, Sparidae. The transcript has 4 exons. The coding region runs from base 126 to 1865 and encodes 579 amino acids.